AUGUCUCCGCGGGCCUCCAGCUCCUCCAGUAGAACACCCCAGUUCACAUUCGUGACGGGGAACAUCCAAUCGGAAGCUCGGAGCCAUGCUAUGAGGGAGCACUGGAAGCGGCGACAUCAGCACAAUCAGGAGGCGAAGACAUAUCACCAGAGGAGACUAUCGCGACCUUUACCUCUCCGUUCGAAGAGCGGCAUCAAUGAAGAUAUUUCACCACCAGCAGAUGCGAUUAGCCCUUCAUGGUUGCCACCGAACGAGGACAUGGACGUGGUCAAUAUUCGAGAGAAACAUCUCAGCAUUCCCGCUCAGCUGUUAUAUGGUGUGACUUGUGCGUUGUCGAGCUCGAGGCCCGACCCGUUCCAGACGUGUCCUGUUCACUUGACGAGCCAGCAUCAGAAACUUUUGCAUCACUGGAUUGGCACCCAUGCGGCUAUGAUGUUCGAAGAUCUAGACGUCACGGAGUUUAAUCCGAUGAAGGAUGUUUGGUUCCCGCUGGACCUUUCCAAUGCUUCGUCUUUCAACUGCAUCAUGGCGCAUUCAGCUGCGCACUUAUCUCAUCUAUACGCUGGCACUCCCCCGCGACGAGGAUCGAAUUCUUCUGAUGCCUUGAAAUAUAAGAUCGAGGCUGUGAGGAUACUACGCCUUUGGCUUGGUGAUCCCGAGAAGGAACUAAGCGACGACUCUUUCGCUGCUGUUGUUCGUCUGCUCACGUUUGAGCGAUACUGGGGUACAGAGAAAGAUUGGAAAAUCCACCGUGAUGGCUUACAAAGAAUGAUUGAAGCGAAAGGUGGAGUUGAAGCGCUCCACGAAAACUGGCGCUUGGAACUUGUGGUUUACCUUGUCUCGUUAAUGUCGCGGCCGUCAUGGCUCGAGUCCACGAACAACCUCGAACGAAUCUCUCGUCCUCUUUUCUCACCCCCCAUUAUGCAACACACCCCAUCUUGCGAUAUUCAAAAGGUCCGCUGCCUUUGGUUGAUAUCAUUCAUCCAAGAUAUGAGAACGUUCAUGGGGUCUGUUUAUACCAGAGGACUUUCUUCGUUCCCCUGUACUCAUGCCGCAGUCGGACUUCUGCGUCAUAACUUCCAGCUCUCUAUUGAGACUUCUGCCUAUGGCGCUUACAUCACGGAGUGGGAAGACGAAAUGCUAGGAUGUUUAUUUUCCAUUAGUGUCCUAAUACAGGAGUCAAUUUCCGCCCUGUCCAAUGGAGAUUCGACAAUACCCACUGGACCGAGCAUACUUGACGGAUUAGAGAUAUCCUUACAACAUUCUCGGCAUAUGUGGGGACGUUCAAUGCACAACUUGCGCUCUAUCUUAUAUGAAAGCCUGACAAGGCUCUUUGAGAACGGAGAAUUCAAGGUGAAUUAUGUUAUGGACCUGGUGCAGGUUCUUGGCACGUUGAGUUUGGAAGCGCGACAGGGAGUCGAGAGAUGCCUUCUUAAUUUGCUUUACUGCCUCGGGAACAAAAACAACAACAACAGACUAUUAACAGAUGACGGUUGGUCGCCAGAUUCGCUUUUAUCAUCAAUGCACGGACAUUAG
Messenger RNA from Penicillium samsonianum, 1536 nucleotides. RefSeq lists its product as uncharacterized. NCBI's taxonomy places the organism in Eukaryota, Fungi, Ascomycota, Eurotiomycetes, Eurotiales, Aspergillaceae. The coding region runs from base 1 to 1536 and encodes 511 amino acids. The record is from RefSeq and is a predicted model, not a curated record. The transcript is spliced from 4 exons. Gene Ontology annotation, molecular function: protein binding.